This is a messenger RNA of Solea senegalensis (Senegalese sole), 3295 nucleotides long. Its product is annotated as fibulin-1-like. The coding region runs from base 214 to 2199 and encodes 661 amino acids. Gene Ontology annotation, biological process: extracellular matrix organization. Gene Ontology annotation, molecular function: peptidase activator activity; calcium ion binding. Gene Ontology annotation, cellular component: extracellular region. The record is from RefSeq and is a predicted model, not a curated record. The transcript is spliced from 14 exons. Lineage: Eukaryota; Metazoa; Chordata; Actinopteri; Pleuronectiformes; Soleidae.
CCGAGUCACCACCUCCACACAAACCUAAGAAAUCACGUCCGCGUCUCCUGCUGCUGUUCCUGUGAGAUGUUCUCCUCCCCGGCGGAGCAAAGUCCUGCAGGAGCCGCUCAUCGUCCUCCCUUUCGCUGUGUGACCCACUGAUCCAACACUUGGUACAUUUUAAAAUCAUCAAAUCAAGACUUGGGGACACUUCACGCAGCGACGCAGGGUCCGAUGGCGCCGUGGAUAAUACUUGUGUUUUCUUUAUGUGGACUUCUCCAGGGACAAGAGACUCAGCCUCCCACUGUGCAAGAAUGCUGUCAGGACGGGAGGGAUGCAGCCCACAGAGGACAAGACUGUUCCAUCCUCACAGCACUCUCACACUCCCACACCUGCAGGAUUGUCCAAGAGCAGUGUUGUACGGCAGCACUCGCGGAGAGGCUCUGUAACAGCGGCGUCGAGUUGGCUCGCAGGCAAGGAGCCUGUGACGUGUCUGCAUCCUCGGAAUCUCACAUCUCAAAGAUGUGUUGUGACUGCUGUUUGCUCGGCCUGUCAUCAGGCCCGGGUUUGAAGUGUAACCUUCAGGGUCUGUUGGUGGGGACACAGUGCGCACAAACAGCUGCAGCCUGCUGCAGCCAAAACACAAAAGCAGAGGUGCCAACACUGAAUUCUAAAGACUCCUCCUGCUCCCAGCUGCACACCGACGACGGCUCAUGUGGCUGUCGAGAUGGUUUUCAACUGCAGAGUGAUGGAGUGACAUGUGAAGAUAUAAACGAGUGUCUGACGGGCAGCCCCAACUGCAUGUCCGGUCAAACGUGCAUCAACACAGAAGGCUCCUUUCGCUGUCAGAGGCAAACUGGCUGCGGCACAGGGUAUGAACUCAAGGACAACAACAGCUGUGAAGACCUGGACGAGUGUGCUUUGGGGACCCACAACUGUGGUCCACAGUUUACGUGCACCAACACAGCCGGCUCGUUCCGCUGCCGCCCGAAAGAGAAGUGCUCCGUAGGUUUAAUUCAGGACGCUGCCGGCACCUGCAUCGAUAUAAAUGAGUGUGUGGCCAAUGACAGUCCAUGCCCGUCUGGCCACACCUGUGUCAACAUGGUGGGCUCCUAUGUCUGUCGCCGGAACAUCGUCACCUGUGGAAGAGGCUACCAUCUAACUGAGGAGGGCACACGCUGUGAAGACAUCGAUGAGUGUCGCACUGGCAACGCUUGUGUCGGCCACGGCUGCACGAACCUUGUGGGAACGUACCGCUGUGAGUGCAGACAUGGCUACACCUUCAACACCAUCAGCAGACUGUGUGAAGACAUUAAUGAAUGCAGGGAGCAUUAUGUAGAGCGACUGUGUGCCCACAAGUGUGAGAACACUGAGGGCUCCUACCAGUGCAGCUGCACCACUGGCUUCAAACUGUCCCAAGACGGCAAGAGCUGUGAGGAUAUAAAUGAGUGUGAGCAGAACCCUUGUAACCAGGAAUGUGCCAACGUCUACGGCUCCUACCAGUGCUACUGUCGCCGUGGUUACCAGCUGAGCGACAUCGAUGGGAUAACAUGUGACGAUAUUGAUGAGUGCGCUCUGCUCGCUGGAGGUCACGUGUGUUCCUACAGCUGCAUGAACUCCCCAGGAAGCUUCUCCUGUACUUGCCCUCCCACUGGAUACAUACUUGGCCCCAGUGGACGCAUGUGUCAAGACAUUGACGAAUGUGCAAGCGCGAGCCACACCUGCUCUGUAUCUGAGAGCUGCUUCAACGUCCAGGGGGGAUUUCGCUGUCUGUCCUUCCAGUGUCCUCAACACUUUCGACAAGUAUCGCAGGGCCGUUGCGAGCGCGUGACUUGUGAGUUCGCGCGGGAUCCUGCGUCGUGCCGCUCACUUCCACUGAGAAUCUCCUUCUAUAACAUCAGCUUCCCCACCGACACUCCCGUCCCCGCUGAUAUUUUCCGAAUGGGCCCCGCCAAUUCCAUCCAGGGAGAUGAGAUGCUGUUCAACGUCACGUCAGGAGACGAGGAGGGUUUCUUUGUCGUGCAGCGGCAGAUCCAUGGAGGCGUGAUCACCCUUCGCCGUGUCUUGUCUGAGCCUCGGGAUUUCCUUCUGACUGUGGAGAUGAGGCUGAUUCGUUAUGGAACCGCACAUCUGUACAUGGCCAAGAUUGCUGUUUUUGUCACACAUGAGCAACCCAUGCGAACCUCCAGGAAACUGCCACAUUUGAAGUCUAGUCUUUAAGAUGUAAACGUAAAUGUACACUGAAAUUAGAGUGAAUUUGAGUCAUGUAUUUCACAAAUGAGUCAGCAUAGUUUCCUGUUUGAUGUUGUUACCUUGUUGCCCAUUGACUGCUGUUUUGAUCCAGAUGAAAAGACAUUUCAUUAGAAUAAUAUGGAUUGGAUUAUUUAGAGCGGGAAAAGCUUUUGUGCUGAACAAAACCCAGAUUUUCCCUUUAAGAUAUUAGAAAUAUACGGAGCCCCUCACAUGACAUGGGAAAGAAAAUAAUUGAUUUGUUCCCACGAAAUAGGUAAAAUGUGUGCACGCAUAGUAUUAAUAACAUUCUCAUGAAUUAAAGCGACCAAAGAGGGCUGAAGCUUUGGGAUGGACAGAGAUAGUUUGCUUUCAGCCCUCUUUUACAUAUUUUGUGGCCACAAAUUAAUAUUCAUGGGCAUGUUUUACCUAUUUCGUGGGAAGGAGUUAGUAUUUCGUGGGAAGGAAUUAGUAUUUCAUGCGCACAUUUUACCUAUUUCGUGGGAAGGAAUUAGUAUUUCGUGGCCACACAUUAGUAUUUCAUGCGCCGAUUUGACCUAUUUUGUGAGAAAGAAUUGGUAUUUCGUGGCCACAAAAUAGUAUUUCGUGGGCACAUUUUACCUAUUUGUGGGAAGGAGUUAGUAUUUAAUGCGCACAAUUUACCUGUUUUCGUGGGAAGGAAUUAGUAUUUUGUGGCCACAAAUUAGUAUUUCGUGGCCACGUUUUCCCUAUUUCGUUGGAACAAAUAAGUAUUUUGUGGCCACAAAUUAAUAUUAUAAUAAAUAAAAAAUGACAGCAACAAGGUGAUAAGUUCAUUAAAUUCAGUUGUUAUGACUGCUCUUGAUGCCUUUAUGUUAUUUAUUCCAGGAUAUGGUAUAGCUGCAGGUAUAUCAGGACAUUCCUCUCACCACUAGAUGGGGCUCAUUGGCUGUCAUAGAUCUCUACAAUGUUCUGACACUAAUGCCCUCAUAUGCAUUAACUGCUGAUGGCAGGCAGCUCAGUCUACCUCAUGUCUCUGUUGCAGCUUCCAUUUAUUUGUACUUUCUGUGUGUUUGAGAAUAAAAUAGUGACAGAUUUAAAGAGAAAA